AUGAGCGUGCUGACGAAGAACCUACAACUGAAGCAGGGUGAGUUGCCAGAGAAGAUCGAGCGGUCGAGUCCGCUCUACAAGCUGCUGCCGGUGCUCGACGAGGAUGGGGUUCUGCGCGUUCGUGGGAGGCUGGAGAAGAACGAAUCGAUCCCGUUCGACAAGCGAUUCCCGAUCAUCCUGGGUCGGAAACACGCCGUCACCAAGAAGAUCAUCCAGCACUACCACGAAAAGUACGGUCACGCGAAUCGGGAGACCGUGUUCAACGAGCUGCGUCAGAAGUUUUGGAUUCCAAACGCACGGGCCGCGAUCCUGGAGGUCGUCAAGGAGUGUGUGUGGUGCAAGGUGAACCGUUGUGUGCCGUUCGUCCCAACAAUGGCGCCGCUUCCGGUCGAACGCACUGCAGCAACCAUGCGACCGUUCAGCGCGGUGGGCGUCGAUUACCUGGGACCGGUCGAAGUCACGGUGGGUCGCCGCAGAGAGAAGCGCUGGAUCGCCGUCUUCACGUGCUUAGCGGUCAGGGCGGUGCAUCUCGAAGUGGUCCAUAGCCUCACCACGCAAUCGUGCCUGAUGGCCCUCCGGAGGUUCGCGUGCAAACGCGGCGUUCCCGAGAAAGUGUUCUCCGACAACGCUACGUGCUUUUGGGGAGCGGACGCGGCGAUGACGAAGGAGAUCAACAAGGAGUGCGCGGGGCAGAUGACGUCGCCGACCACUUCAUGGUCCUUUAUCCCACCUGGGACGCCCCACAUGGGCGGGGCCUGGGAACGGAUGGUGCGAUCGGUGAAGGAGGCGUUGCGCGCACUUGACGACGGACGAAAGCUGACCGACGAAAUUCUCUCGACAUCUUUGGCCGAGGCCGAAGACAUGAUCAACACUCGGCCGUUGACGUACGUCCCUCAAGAUUCCGCUGAAGAAGAAGCCAUCACGCCAAACCACUUCCUGCGCGGGACGGUAACGAGCGUGGACCUCAAAGUGGACGAGACGGUGGACACCGCUGCUGCACUGCGAGAUGUCUACAAGCGGAGUCAGCAGCUGGCGGGCAAGAUGUGGGAGCGGUGGUCGAAGGAAUACCUGCCCUCGCUUAACCGGCGCCCGAAGUGGUUCGAGGAUCGGAAGCCGCUCGAAGCUGGAGACCUGGUGUUCGUGGUUGACGGCAAGAACCGGAAGAGCUGGGUACGAGGUCGAGUAGAGGAGGUCUUCAAGGGGUCGGACGGACGAGUUCGGCAAGCGGACGUGAGGAGUGCGGACGGGAAGGUCAACAGGAGAGCCGUGGCGAACUUAGCGGUGUUGGAGAUAAUGGACGGUAAAUCCGACGUGCUGGAAUGCCCGACGGAUGUUACGGGCUGGGGUGUUGCGACCGCCAAGAUGGGAACACUGCCGUGCGGUGUGACGGCGACGGUGCAAUCGUCCGACACCGUCUUGGCUGUCAACACACGCGCGAACGGGGAACAAGCAAAAACAAUGUGCGUGUGUGACACCCAGUCACAACAAACCACGCUGGGCAAGUCACCAUUGUGA
Messenger RNA from Culex quinquefasciatus (southern house mosquito), 1515 nucleotides. RefSeq lists its product as uncharacterized. Gene Ontology annotation, biological process: DNA integration. The record is from RefSeq and is a predicted model, not a curated record. Gene Ontology annotation, molecular function: nucleic acid binding. NCBI's taxonomy places the organism in Eukaryota, Metazoa, Arthropoda, Insecta, Diptera, Culicidae. Bases 1 to 1515 code for a protein of 504 amino acids. The transcript has a single exon.